Messenger RNA from Rhopilema esculentum, 5535 nucleotides. Lineage: Eukaryota; Metazoa; Cnidaria; Scyphozoa; Rhizostomeae; Rhizostomatidae. The record is from RefSeq and is a predicted model, not a curated record.
UUAAUUUUUGAUGCCAUUAAGAUAGACUGCCACAACAUCGUAUCUGUGAAAUGAAGGCUAGCUGUUGCUGCCUUAUAAGUUCCCCUUUCAUGCGAAGUGCCCAAUAUGAAGAACCAUUGGAUUUAUUUGCUGUUAUUUUUGACUUGCUGCUUCGAAAAAACUAAAGGACAGAUUCCAAGAGACGUAAAAAUCGCCAUAAGAUGGGUUAAUAAAGAAAAUCCACUCAGACAUUAUUGUCUAAAUGCUGAUGGGCUGAGUAUGAGUGAUGGAAAGAAAAUAAGGGUUUUCGUUGGAAACUGCUGUGACUAUCCAAAAUUUAAUUGGAAUGGCAUGACGGGAGAAAUUUACAGCGAAGAUGGACAAGUUUGCAUCGGCAAAUCUUCACUCUAUUCUGACGUCAAGUUUACAAGAAAUUUUGCUGAAUGCGCUUCAUUUUUCCUGAAUGGCAUGGGAUUGCUUGAAAUUUCGGGUGUAUUAUUCAGAGCAUGCAUUGUGCCAGACUUGAAUGAUGGGGACAGCAAAUACAAUUUUUGUACCCUCAGACACUUCACUAUCAAAGGAGGCACAUGCAACGCACCAACUGUUGAUUCAAGCAAUUUGUGGCAGCAUCUUGCUUUUGGGAUUUACAUAUAUUGUUGGCUGCCCGAUUCAUUUUCUGAUGGAAAAAUAGUAAAAGACACACGCGAGGAUUGCUGCAGUAAAUUCAGAUUUAUUUACAAAUCUGACAGGACAUUUUUUGUGCAGUCUACUGAAGAACCAGGAGAAUUCUGUCUGCAGGUUGAUGGCAUGCCUCACAAUAAAUACAACGAAUUGGAUGGAAAGAAUAUCAAACUCAGAAAUGAGUGCAAGGGAUCUGCCUUCGUUUAUGACACCAUGUUUAAAUUACUAAGAAUCGAAGGCACUGACAGAUGUCUUUUUCGAACAUCGUCCAAUGAGAUCAAAGUGUCUGCAUGCUACCAAGGCUAUUCCUACCCAUAUAGUCAAGGCACAUGUUCUGCCACAGCAACAUCCAUUUAUACAGUUGCUUCUAGUGUGCCUCCAGUCCAAAGCACUCUGCAAACACAAUCUUCAUCGAGCAGCAUCGUGCUGACGUCAUCAACCAUGACAAAAACCCAUGCCUUGUCAUCGUUCUCGUCGUUACCUCUGACUACAAUGAUCAGUGAGGUCCCAACCUCCCCGAUACUAGGAACCUCGUCUAUACCAAUGACAUCUUUGGCUAUACGAAGCUCAGUUGCUUCUAGUGUGCCUCCAGUCCAAAGCACUCUGCAAACACAAUCUUCAUCGAGCAGCAUCGUGCUGACGUCAUCAACCAUGACAAAAACCCAUGCCUUGUCAUCGUUCUCGUCGUUACCUCUGACUACAAUGAUCAGUGAGGUCCCAACCUCCCCGAUACUAGCAACCUCGUCUAUACCAAUGACAUCUUUGGCUAUACGAAGCUCAGGAAUUUCUUAUACAACGGUCUCAGUGCUUCCAUUUACACCAAUUUACAUUGGCGAACCUGUGAAUGGUGAUUGGGCCCAGUGGACACAAUGGUCUUCUUGUUCGGUCAAUUGUGGAAAUGGAAUACAAGAGCGCUCCCGUUACUGUGACAAUCCUGCUCCUAGAAAUGAUGGAACGAAUUGUGUAGGUAGCACAAGGGAGACAAAACCAUGCAAUAUGUCAACAUGCUCCGGAAUUGCUGCAGCAAAAGUAACCGAAAACUGUACUUAUCACUGUGAAAAGCUGGGACUCAAAUGUGAUCCAGCAAUAUAUACAGGCAAUUCAAUACAACCAUUCUUUGAUUCCAAUUUCACCUGCUCGUCAGAUGACAGUGGCAAAGUAUGGACCAAUUAUUAUGAGCCAGCAAUCUAUAUAAAUAACAACAAAUGCUGUGGAUAUAUCAAAAUUCCUUCCCUCGUUGGGUGCCAUGUGAAGCCUCCUAAUGGAAUUCGCAGGCUUUGUCAAUGCUAUUCCAAAGACGAUGCAGGGUACUACCCGUGGACUCCUUGGUCAGAAUGCACAAAGACUUGCAAUACAGGAAGUAAAACACGUACCAGGUUGUGCGUUAAUCACACCAUGGAAGCGGAGACAUGCAAAGGGAAUUCAAGUGAAACGGUUGACUGCAACGUCAUCAAAUGUCCAGUUGAUGGUGGCUUUGUGCAGUGGUCGCCUUGGAGUCAAUGUUCCAAAUCAUGCGCAGGAGGAAAAAGAACACGAAAUCGAACAUGCACGAACCCAUACCCUGCCUAUGAAGGUGCCAUCUGUUAUGGCAAAUACAUUGAAGAAAAGUCGUGCAAUCUAUGGUUUUGCCCAGUUAAUGGAGGAUGGUCAUCGUGGACUGAGUGGCAACAUUGCAAUAAGCCUUGUAACCAUGGGAACAAAACUCGAAAAAGAUUCUGUGAUAACCCACUCGCAAUGUAUGGUGGGAUACCAUGCCAGGGGAACAACCAAGAAUCAAAUCAAUGUAACCCAACGAUAUGUCCAAAUAUAACGAUUCAGCUUAGCAAUGUUGCGAUUGAUGAGCCAUGGAGAAGUGAAUAUCAAAAUCAAGGAGGUGCUUCUUUUCGCCGUUAUGAGCAAAGAAUCCACUCAAAUAUACAAGAAUUGCUGCGGCAUGACUUUCUAAGCAUGAUUUCAGUAACUGUUCUUGAAAGUUUAAGUGAAGGAAGUGUGAUUGCCUCGUUCACUUUGCAUUUCACUGCACUUGAUUCGUUCCAAGCUCUGUUCCUAAUGGAUGCUAUUGACAACGAUCAUUAUCUCGGCAAACUACCAAUUGUCGAAAAUAAAACCGCCAGUUUUUCAUCACCGAUUGUUCCAUCGAGUCCCCCAUCAAAUAUGACAGCGGUCAGCAAUGACGCCAGUUCCAUAGAUGUUUCCUGGAAUGAAAUUCCGAGCUCGGAUCAAAAUGGUGUAAUUACCGGCUAUUUGGUGUUUUACCGGGAAUCAUCAGCUACGACAUACACAAUUGCUGCAACAACGCAGCUCAAACUAAAGAUUCAAGGGCUGUCUGCUGCUACCAGUUAUUCAUUGCGAGUGCUGGCAUACAAUUCAAAUGGAAAUGGCAUUGCUAGUGAACUUAUCACAUUAACAACUAGAGAAAAAGCACCAAGUCUUCCGCCGCAAUCAAUAUCAGUUGUUCCUAUGAGUGCCUUUUCAUUGUUUGUUGAAUGGACACACCCUCCAAAGCAUAGCUGGAAUGGCAUCAUUGCUGGCUACAAAGUUGACAUUAAGUCAGAUGACGGCAGCUUCUCCCAAUCUCUGAAUGUUGAUGGAACAAUGGUUAACAUGAACGUAAAUGGAUUAUCGCCAGAUAGGUUGUACAUCGUCGAUGUAUGUGCAUCGACCUCCGUUGGCACCGGUCCCUGCAUACGCUCUUACAACAAAACAUUUGUUAGCACUCCUUCAAUAUCUCCAGCCAAUGCAGGAUGUCAGAACAGAACCUCAACAAGCAGCAUAAUUGUCAGUUAUGAGCCAAUUCCAAUUGCAUUUAUUCACGGAAUUUUGAAAGGGUAUCGAAUUGAAUACCGUCUGAUGAGUGUAGGAUCACAGUCGAAAUCAAACAGUCAUAUACAGGCUGUGACUGUGAGUCCAUUCAGAAAACAAGCAACUCUUGAAAAACUUGAACCAAACAGCGUCUACGAGAUUCGUGUCAUGGCUGUCAAUGAGCAUGGUGCAGGAGUAAAAUCGCCUGUAUUUUAUGGAGAGACAUGCUCCUGUCCAGCAGUAAUUUACACGAACUAUGCUUCCCAAAGACCGUACAUAUACUAUGACGCUAGCGGCAACAUGAAGGGCAUCUUCACCACGUUGCUGCAUAACAUUACGUCUUCGAUAUGUGGAAGUUGCAAUGGAACUAAGAGCAAGAUAGAUUAUUUCAAUGAUGGAAAAAAUGGCUGGGCGGAUAAGAGAAGCUUUUUACAGGUCACUAGGGCAAUCGAUGACUUCGUUCACAUCAGCUUUGCCGUACCAGGAAGCCUAGAGCUGCCAGCUUUUCUAGGAAAGCCAUACAUAUCGCUAGUUGAACACCCAGGAAUGGUUCUCUUUACUGCCAAGCCAACCCGUGCAGAGCAAAUUGCCGAUAUGAUGAAUGCACUCUUCAAACUAUGGCCUAUUCUCGCUAUCAAUCUUUUAUUCAUCUUGUUAGCUGGCAUUAUUUUUUGGGCACUUACUUUUGAUGAGACUCCAAAAUACCAUUGUUGCAGUUUCUUCUCUGGUUCCUUACGAGGCGUUUAUUGGGCCUACGUCACUAUUUUUACUCAUGGCUACGGCGAUAUCACUCCAAACACGAUUGUGUCAAGACUUUUUGCAGUCAUUUGGAUUUUGAUUGGAUUGGUAUCGGCAGCCAUUUUGAUUGGUGGCUUAACGACAGCGCUGACAACAGCCAGCGUUCUACCUGACGUCACAUUGUAUGGGACCAAGCUUGCCACACUAGAUGGUUCCAAGGAAAGACUCGUUGGAAUUUACAGAAAUGCUAUAGUUAACUUGGGAACAAAGUACGAGACGGUAGAUGCCGUAUACAGAGCACUGAACGAAAGAAAAGUGGAGGCAGCUCUAGUGGACGCAUACGUUGUUGCAGGCCGACCAGAUCUGUUUUCAGAUAAAGCAAUUAUCGCCCGUAAAAUGAUCAAAUAUUCUUUUACUUAUGGAGUGGUAGUAUCCGGAGCCAUGGAGAACACCGGAGCGAACAUAAAAAAUUAUGUCUCAGAAUAUCGCCAGUACAUCGCUAAAAUGAUUGAAAGUACGACACCCAUAUUUUCUGUGAAUUCCAAAAUUGACAGUAUAACUUCUCUUUUUGACCCAUCUUCUUCAUUCCUGAGACUGAAUUUGAUUAUAUUGUGUGGCGUGCUUGUGUUUCUACUACUUCUGGGAUUGAUUUACACGUGCGUUGGUAAAUACCGUGCAAAACACCGUAGCAGCAAAAAAGACUUUACUGACAAGUGGCUGAAAAUCAUACAAGAUGGCAUCUUUGCAGACCUUGAUAUUCUGUGUAGAAAAAUUGAGCUACAUGCCGUAAAUCAAUCAAAAAGGCUUUUAAAGGUGCAGAGAAAACGUUACGGUCACAAGAAUGGAGGAGCAAUGAAUGACGGGAUACGCCUGGGGUCAGCUGAUGGAAAGGACAGUGUGGUAAUGAGGUUCUACAAAGACGAGAGGAUAAUUAAAAGGCUGGAUGCAUUGUUGGCAAAAGAGGCAGCAAAUUCACGCAAACAGGAGACACAUUUUAUUAAACAUUUUUAAGGCUUUAUCUUUAGAAAUCAGAAAAAAUAUUUUGAGAAACUGAUUCAGAAAGUUUGCAGAUGUGGGUUGCUACAGUUUAAAUGGAAUCACCCGUUGUUGCCAAAGUCUUUCGUGCAAAUUAGCAAAAUGCCCAAGCCGUCUUCAACUGAAUGCUUGACAAAAAUCUGAAACUUUGUUUUCAUUCGUUGCAUCUUUGGUAUGUAUCGUAUUAAGCUUGUUUUCUGCAACGAGUGCCCUUCCGAAAGUUGGACCCCUUCAAAGUCGUUUCCUUCCAAGUUAUAAAUGUGUUCUUUGUCCUUGCUCAGGUGGAUUGAUGAUCUUAGC